Molecule: messenger RNA, 781 nt
Organism: Schizophyllum commune H4-8
Lineage: Eukaryota; Fungi; Basidiomycota; Agaricomycetes; Agaricales; Schizophyllaceae
Exons: 3
Coding region: 135-371 (78 amino acids)
Molecular function (GO): zinc ion binding
Source: RefSeq, a predicted model, not a curated record
GCCCAGCAGGGGAAUAUAAAUACCGUUCACUCUUUGGCCUACACCCCCUCCCCCUUCGAACACACCUCGCCCUCACCGGCACACGACAUACCAGCUUCUCCGCCCUCUCACAACUCUCGCCGCUUCCAUACACCAUGCCUGCCAAGAAGCGUUGCCAGUACGCUAUCGGUUCCCCGGACCACUGCAACCAGGCUGCCCUCCGUAUGAUUGGCUCAUGCCCCCACUGCAAUGCCCACUUCUGUGGUUCGCACCGCUUGCCUGAGCACCACGCCUGCAAUCAGCUCGAGAGCUGCCGGCAGCAGGCAUUCGACCGGAACAAGGCGAAGCUGGAGAGUGAGCGGACGGUCGCAUCCAAGAUGGCCACAGCGUAGAGCGGCGGUCGCUGCGUGCGCACCUCGUGCCCUGCACGCCCCUGCGCCCUUCGACCACCCUCUCGCCCCCUCUACCCACCCUUCACCUCGUCUACACACGUACGCCACUAUAUCCCCUACUCGCGCGCGCGGGCCUGGGCACCUACCUCCGUUACGUUUUUCACGACGCUAUAUGACUCGGUCUCCAUACAUGUCUUGCCCUCCCCUGCCCCCCACUUUCCCGCCCGCGCGCCCACCCAUACCACUGCGCUGCGUGCCAUCUUGCGAUUGUCGUUUACUGCUGGUCUUGUCACGUACGGACGCACUCCCCUCCACCCUAUCUAUAAUGUCACCGGUCUCUACGUACCAUAGAUGCUAUGCGCUUAAUGGUUGAAUGUGUAUAUUUUAUCUAUCGCUGCGAUUGCCCAGGA